Molecule: messenger RNA, 640 nt
Organism: Larimichthys crocea (large yellow croaker)
Lineage: Eukaryota; Metazoa; Chordata; Actinopteri; Sciaenidae
Exons: 4
Coding region: 5-640 (211 amino acids)
Source: RefSeq, a predicted model, not a curated record
AGCAAUGGCUCGCAAAGUAAGCAUUGGGACUGAUAUCUGGAGCAAGAAGGGACUAACAGCCUCCUUCCUCGCGGUUAGUGCCUGCUUUUUCAAUGUGCAGGACAAUAAAGCAGGACACAUCCUCUUAAACCUAAAGCAGAUGACUCAUCCACACACAGCUCUGUCUAUUGCUGCUUGUGUCGAUGAGUGUUUAGAGGAAUGGGCAAUACCAAAGGAAAAAGUUCUCACAAUCAUAACAGAUAAUGGAAGCAACAUGUUUUCUGCCUUUUGCCAAGAUGAUGAGGACACCAGUUCUGAUGACGACAAUAGCCAGGACACUGAUGACGGCGAGGAUGAGGCAGAAGAAAGAUAUGGAACCUUGGAGAGGACCCCAUGUGUUGUCCAUACACUUCAGCUCGUCGUCAAGAUGAUCAAGAAAGAACAAGCCAUCAGACACCUCCUGGACAAGGCCAGUCACCUGCUCGUCGUCAAGCUGAUCAAGAAAGAAACAACAUCAGACACCUCUGGACAAGGCCAGUCACCUGGAUCUUACUACAAGGUGGAAGAGUACAUCAUCCGCGUGUACAACCUCAAAAAAGAGGCUACUGAUGAAGAAGGGACGUGGGGCAUGCAGAGGUUGCAGAGGGAACAACCAAAAUAG